AUGAAAUAUUUUACUGGUGAUGAAAGCGGGUUAAUCAAAUGGAUUGCUUUUCCUCCCAAAAUUAAAGAAGAGAAAAGACGUACUAAGAGGGUCAAAACAGAUGAUGAUGAAAAAGAAGACAAAAAACCGGAAGCUCUUCAACCAUUAAUGGGCGUUUUUGGAAAAGUAGAUAAAACACAAGCAAUUCAAAAAUUAGAAUGGGCUAUACUAGACAAUGAAAAAGUCCUACUUGUGGGUCGUAAAAAUGGAUUAAUUCAAUUUAUAUCUCCAGAAUCAGGAAAAGUUCUUAAAGAGUUUCAAAAUAAACAUGUUGGUACAGAAGAAAAGCAAGGUUAUUUUGUGGGUCUUUUUGUUCAUGAUCAACAUCUUUGUGUAUGUACAUCAACUGGCGAUCUUUCAUAUACACCUUUAGAUGCAACAAAUAGAGAGACAACAACUAUUAUGAAUCUUGGACCUGAUCUCGAAAUUAUGCGUCAUCAUCCAAUUUUAACUCAUAUCUUUGCUAUUGGUGGCAAGGAACGUGAUUUAUGUAUUUAUGACCUUACCAGUAUCUUACAAAAUAAAACAAAAGAAGCAAUAGGACCCAACAAAAAUACUUCUUCUCACAAGAAAAAUCAAAAUAACCCUGCUCUUGGUCUUGUAUUUCAAGCCAAGAAUGUUAAGAAUGACUUUUUAGACCUUCGACAACCUAUUUGGAUCCAUGAUUUACAAUUUGUGAAUAAGGAAGCUACUCAAGUGGCUCUUGUAACUCACUAUCAUCAGUUUCGUUUGUAUGAUACAAAGGCAGCACGUCGACCUAUUAAGAAUAUCGAGAUUGGAAAACAACCAUUUAAGAGAUUAUCAGUUGGCAUUGAUUAUAAUCAUGUCAUCUUCAGUGAUACCAUGAGUAAUGUCAUUAUGCUUAAUAUCCAAACAGGGAAAAAGACAGCUCAAUUUAAGGGAUUUACGGGUGCUGUAUCUGAUAUCACCACUGUACCUCAUCCUACUAUGACAGAUGAUGAAAAGAAAGAACGCUUUGUAGCUACUGUAUCUUUAGACAGAUUCUUAAGAGUACAUGAGACAUCGACUGUCUAUCGUCAUUUAACAGAUAAAGCUUAUUUGAAACAAAGAUUAACGUGUCUAUUAGUGGAUGAAAGUUAUGAAUAUCCUUUACCAAAGAAGAAUGAUGAGGAAGAAGAAGAAGAAAAUGCAAUGUGGGAAUCUAUGGAAAUGGCUACAGAUCGCAAACGAAAGCAUUAA
Cokeromyces recurvatus is the source of this 1239-nucleotide messenger RNA. RefSeq lists its product as uncharacterized. The record is from RefSeq and is a predicted model, not a curated record. Lineage: Eukaryota; Fungi; Mucoromycota; Mucoromycetes; Mucorales; Mucoraceae. The transcript has 5 exons. Gene Ontology annotation, biological process: ribosomal large subunit biogenesis. Gene Ontology annotation, molecular function: protein binding. Bases 1 to 1239 code for a protein of 412 amino acids. Gene Ontology annotation, cellular component: nucleolus; preribosome, large subunit precursor.